AUGGCCCAGCAACCUUCACAGAACCUAUUGACUGGUGCCAAGAUGGUCCAGGAGUUCUUCGGCGAUGAGAUUCUAGAGGGCAUCCGAGCUCAAUCCCGUGACGACCUUCCGGCCAAAGUAAGCGCCGAAUACAUUGCGGAAGUUUGCUUCUCGGCCUACGCCCGUCCAGGCCUCGUCUUUCGAGAGCGCUCGCUCAUGAACAUUGCCAUGCUGAUUGCUCUCGGACGGGGUCCCGAGCUUCGUCUCCACAUCCGCGCAGCGCUGUACAAUGGCCUGACGGAGGAGCAAAUUUGCGAAGCGUGUCGCCAUGCCAUGAUUUACUGCGGUGUGCCGGCGGGGAGAGAUGCGCUGCUGGUGGCGAGUGAUGUGUUUGACGAGGUCAAGAAGAGCAAGACCAAGGACUCUAAACUGGCGUAA
Molecule: messenger RNA, 417 nt
Organism: Parascedosporium putredinis
Lineage: Eukaryota; Fungi; Ascomycota; Sordariomycetes; Microascales; Microascaceae
Source: the annotation of a GenBank genome assembly